Molecule: messenger RNA, 522 nt
Organism: Drosophila eugracilis
Lineage: Eukaryota; Metazoa; Arthropoda; Insecta; Diptera; Drosophilidae
Exons: 3
Coding region: 1-522 (173 amino acids)
Source: RefSeq, a predicted model, not a curated record
AUGUUGUUAUUACUCCUCCUGGUACUGUCUUUUUACGAAUCCCUCACUCUUCGUAGCAAGUUCACCAAUGUGAGCGUAGAGUGCAGUCAUGACUUCUGCUCUCACAUUCGGGGAUGGCUCACCAAAAAAGGUGAGGUCAACCUGGAUAUCCACCUGAAUCGCACUUUGAGGAAUGGACUGAGGACUACACUAACACUGCUGCAACUGAUAGAUGGCCAAAAUCGGUACCAGAUACUUUUCAGCUACGACUUGGACACCUGCAAAACGCUGCGGGAACUUUUGCAAGCCAGUUUGAUGAAGGUCUGGCUGAGAAACGUGUUCAAGUACGGGAAUUUGGCCGACCGCUGUCCCAUACAGCCAGCCAACUUUGAGGUUCGCAACUUUCAGCUGGAGAACCACAGCAUUCCGGGGUAUUUGCCAGCGGGAUUCUACCGCCUCCAUGACACAAAUUACUACGGAAAGCCCAAGGGCAAGCAACGGCGUCCGGUGGCCACUUUCAUAUUGGAUAUAAAGUUCUAUUAA